AUGUACAUAGCCCAAAAGAACAACAUGGGUUCCGACGCGUCGUACACGGUUCCGCUGCUCAUCAACGGCAAAGAGAUCACCACCAAGACCACCUUCCCUGUGACUUCGCCCGGAUCGCACAAGCAGAUAUGGUCAGCCUCAUCAGCUUCUCUCGAGGACGUCAAGGGCGCCAUUGACGCCGCCCAAGCCACAUUCCCGGCCUGGGCGAAAAUGAAGCCAGCCGCCCGCCGCGACAUCUUCCUCAAGGCCUCCGAGAUCUUCAAGUCACGAGCAGAGGAGCUUGGACGAUACAUGGAGGAGGAGACAGGGUCGGCAGCAGCGUUCAGCUCCGGUUUCAAUGUGCCACUUGGUGCUGAGAUGCUCAAGGACGUCGCUGGCAGGUGUAGCCGGAUCAAUGGAGUCAUUCCUACUUGCUCUGACGACAACACGGCCGCCCUGGUGAUGAAGGAACCGUACGGCGUGAUAUUAGCCAUAGCACCUUGGAACGCCCCCUACAUCCUCGGUAUCCGCUCCGUCCUCUACGCACUCGCCGCCGGCAACACGACCAUCCUCAAGGGCUCCGAAUUCUCCCCCCGCUGCUUCUGGGCCAUCGGCAAUGUCCUCACCGAAGCCGGUCUGCCCGCAGGAGCUCUCAAUGUCCUCUACCACCGCCCUGAAGACGCCGCACAAAUCACGACCGCACUGAUUGAACACCAGGCAGUGAAGAAGGUCAACUUCACCGGGUCCACAGCCGUCGGUCGCAUCAUCGCAGCAACAGCAGGCAAGAACCUCAAGCCCGUUCUCAUGGAACUUGGAGGCAAGGCGUCAGCCAUUAUCCUAGAUGACGCGGAUUUGAACAAGGCUGCGACCCAGUGCGCUCUCGGCUCGUUCUUGCACUCGGGCCAGAUUUGCAUGGCUACGGAGCGCAUCCUCGUGCACAAGGAUAUCAAGGCGAAGUUCAUUGAGGCCUUCAAGGGAGCGGCAGAAGGCAUCUUCGGUGGCGACAAGCCCGCGCCUAUCUUGGUGCAGGCGGCCAACGUGGACAAGAACAAACGACUCAUCACCGAAGCCGUCAAGGCCGGAGCGAGGGUCGUGCAUGGCGACCACGAGAAGGAGGAGGCGCAUCCUGAGACCAAAGAGGCGUCGAAGACACGCAUGCGACCGGUCAUCGUCGACGGCGUGAAUAAGGAUAUGGAGCUCUACCAUACGGAGUCGUUCGGACCUUCCGUGUCCAUCGUUGAGAUCUCGAGCGAGGAAGAGGCUGUUGAGAUUGCGAAUGAUACUGAGUACGGUCUGACUAGCGCUGUAUUCACAGAGAAUCUUGGGCGUGGGCUACGCAUCGCGAAGCAAAUUGAAAGCGGCGCUGUUCACAUCAACGCCAUGACCGUCCACGAUGAGACCAACCUGCCGCACGGUGGCGCGAAGAUGAGUGGAUGGGGACGCUUCAACGGUAGUUGGGGCUUCGAUGAGUUUCUGCGGUUGAAGACCAUCACCUACCAGAUGUAG
Messenger RNA from Didymosphaeria variabile, 1485 nucleotides. RefSeq lists its product as uncharacterized. The coding region runs from base 1 to 1485 and encodes 494 amino acids. Lineage: Eukaryota; Fungi; Ascomycota; Dothideomycetes; Pleosporales; Didymosphaeriaceae. Gene Ontology annotation, molecular function: succinate-semialdehyde dehydrogenase (NAD+) activity. The transcript is spliced from 4 exons. The record is from RefSeq and is a predicted model, not a curated record.